AUGUCGGAGUUGUUGGCAGAUGAAGUUUUCAAGGACCGCGUGAGGAUUUUUCAAGAAUAUCUUGAGCACGAUUCUGACGAUACGAAUGCAACGCUGUAUCAUGAAGCAAUUCUCAGAAUGCUUAACAUGGCACAAAGACGCUUGAUUGUGAACGUUGAUGAACUUCGAGAUUACAACAAAGAGUUAGCUGAUGGCGUCCUUUAUCAGCCCAUGGAAUUUGUCGAUCCUUUCAAUGAAGCUCUUCAGGGAGUAGUUAGUACACUUAUCGAUCCUAUCGUUCACAAAGAUGUUAAGGAUAAACCAUUUUAUAUCGGAUUUCGUGGUUCUUUUGGUGAUUUACAUGUUACGCCUCGUACUUUAAGGGCUUUGCACUUGAACAAAAUGAUUUCACUAGAAGGGAUUGUGACAAGAUGCUCGUUCGUUCGUCCCAAAGUUAUUAAAUCUAUACAUUAUUGUGAAGCUACUAAGCGUCAUCAUUUUAAACAAUAUGCGGAUUCUACAAUGAACGGUGGUCUUUCGUUUCAAUCCACUGUCUAUCCAACGCAGGAUGAAAGUGGUAAUCCCCUUUCUAUUGAAUUUGGGUAUAGCACUUUUCGAGAUCAUCAGACAAUCUCACUUCAAGAAAUGCCCGAACGUGCACCGCCCGGUCAAUUACCUCGAUCCAUUGAUAUUUUACUCGACGAUGACUUGGUUGAUACAGUAAAGCCAGGUGAUCGAGUACACAUCGUUGGGCAAUUUCGGUCAAUGGGAUCAAAAAACUCUGGAAGCACAAGUGCUACGUUUCGUACUGUUUUGCUCGCGAAUAAUGUUGUCCUCCUAACGAACAAACCAGGUAGUGGAAAUGUUGGUGGAGGAGCAUUGACGAUUACAGACGCUGAUAUUCGUAAUAUUAAUAAGUUGGCUCGAAAAAAGAACGCUUUUGAGCUUCUUUCUACAAGUUUGGCUCCUAGCAUUUACGGAUUUGAACACAUUAAGCAAGCAAUUUUGCUUUUACUCUUGGGUGGUACAGAGAAAAAUCUUUCCAAUGGCACACAUAUCCGUGGUGAUAUCAACAUUUUGAUGGUGGGCGAUCCCUCAACAGCCAAAUCUCAGUUACUUCGAUUCGUGUUAAACACAGCUCCUUUGGCUAUCGCAACUACCGGCCGUGGUUCUUCAGGUGUUGGUCUUACAGCUGCCGUAACCUCUGAUAAAGAAACUGGUGAGCGUCGUUUAGAAGCUGGUGCAAUGGUUUUAGCUGAUCGGGGUGUUGUAUGUAUCGAUGAAUUUGACAAAAUGAGUGACAUUGAUCGGGUCGCUAUUCAUGAAGUAAUGGAACAACAGACAGUUACCAUUGCUAAAGCUGGUAUUCAUACGUCUUUGAACGCGAGAUGCAGUGUUGUGGCAGCAGCAAAUCCCAUUUAUGGCCAAUAUGAUAUUCGAAAAGAUCCUACAAAGAAUAUAGCUCUACCGGAUUCUAUGCUUUCCCGUUUCGAUUUGCUAUUUAUUGUUACAGAUGAUAUAGAUGACAAGAAGGAUCGUGCUUUAAGUGAACAUGUUUUGAGGAUGCAUCGUUAUUUACCGCCGGGCGUGGAGCCUGGUACUCCUGUGAGAGACUCACUGAAUUCGGUAUUAAAUGUUGGCGCGACAAAUACUGCAGGUGUCUCAGCCGGAAAUGGAGAUCAAGAAUCAGAAACACCAGUUUGGGAAACAUUUUCAAGUCUGCUACACGCAAACGCUCGAACAAAACGAAAGGAAUUACUAAAUAUCAAUUUUGUUCGUAAAUAUAUCCAGUACGCAAAAUCUCGAAUAAACCCAGUCCUUAAUCAAGGUACCGCUGAGUAUAUAACGAAUAUAUAUUGUGGUCUUCGAAACGAUGAUUUACAAGGUAAUCAGCGUCGUACUAGUCCCCUCACGGCUCGUACAUUAGAAACAUUGAUUCGGUUGAGCACUGCCCACGCGAAAGCUCGAUUGAGCAAUGCAGUUGAGGUACGAGACGCUAAAGCUGCUGAAAAAAUCCUUCGUUAUGCAUUGUUCAGGGAAGUAUAUAAACCAAAAUCCAACCGUCGUAAAAAGCAACGUAAAGAAGAAGGAGAAGAAGAAGGAAGUUCUGAAGAUGAAGACGUUGACUCAGAGGAAGUAGAAGCUGAGAAUGAUUUGAAUGAUGAUCGCACAUUCCAAACUACCGGACCAAAUGCAUCUGAGUCAGGUCGACAGACGCGUUCUCAAACCCAAGGUAGACAAAGUCAAGAAAGCGAGAUGGAUAUCGACGAUGUUGAAUCCACAACGAACCAGUCAGUAGCAGCAACAGCGACUAGUGAUGGCAGUCAAUUACAUUUAGGAAAUCCUUCCAAUACCCAGCUAUCGUGGCCUUCUAGUCAUUCGACCCUUCCAACAACAGCCAGAGACACAACGACAGUAAGUGCGCGUAGCGGGAAUGUGGAUAUAAGCGAAGCUUCGGAAAGUAAUGCUCCCUCUUCUCAAGGUGUAGCUUUAUCGAGAGAGAAGAUGUCAACUUUUAUGUCUCGCUUGUCUGAGUUAACCAAGACAGAUGUAUUUUCGGAAGAAUGUGCAUCUUUGGAAAAUGUUUUAAAUGCGAUUAACGGAGCUGAAGGUGAUGCUUCCUUUACAAGAGAUGAGGGAAUUUCUGCUUUGAAAGAAAUGGAUGCCCAAAACAAGAUCAUGUUUUCUGAAAAUAUGAUUUAUCGCAUUUAA
This is a messenger RNA of Schizosaccharomyces osmophilus, 2691 nucleotides long. It is a transcript of the gene mcm3, whose product is annotated as MCM complex subunit Mcm3. The transcript has a single exon. Gene Ontology annotation, molecular function: ATP hydrolysis activity; single-stranded DNA helicase activity; single-stranded DNA binding. Gene Ontology annotation, biological process: mitotic DNA replication initiation; DNA strand elongation involved in DNA replication; DNA replication. Gene Ontology annotation, cellular component: nucleus; MCM complex. The record is from RefSeq and is a predicted model, not a curated record. NCBI's taxonomy places the organism in Eukaryota, Fungi, Ascomycota, Schizosaccharomycetes, Schizosaccharomycetales, Schizosaccharomycetaceae. Bases 1 to 2691 code for a protein of 896 amino acids.